Messenger RNA from Neolamprologus brichardi, 1179 nucleotides. NCBI's taxonomy places the organism in Eukaryota, Metazoa, Chordata, Actinopteri, Cichliformes, Cichlidae. The record is from RefSeq and is a predicted model, not a curated record.
CAAGUUCCCUCUGCCCCUCCCCGUCUCCCACCAGCUUGUUUGCUCUUAUAAACGUCCCCUCAAACACUGGUUUGAAAAACAGGAGGCGCAUUAAAAGAAGAAGUAUUCAACUGAAGGCUAAAGUGAUCAGCAGAAAGGGUGAUGGCAGUGUCGGUCUCCAGGGAUCUCACAGUGCGGGUGCUGGAAGACCCGAACACUGUCAAGCUUGCUGAGAGACAACAGGCACUGAAGAAUGCCAUCCAGAAAGGAGAACCCAAAUGUCUGGGGGUGAGUUUUGACCUCUGUGUAGUUGUGUUUGUAUAUGUGUGGAUACAGAACGCCUGUGUUUUGAUUUCUUUUCCCCUCCCCCUGCAUUUAUAUCUGCAGCUGUGUCUCAUGAUAAGCACGGUGUCUGUUAUGCUGUCAGUGGUGGCUGUGAUCAUCUACUCUGUGGACAUGAGCAAGAAUCCUGAGGAGCCUUGUACGAAAACAGACAACAGAUGUGACGAAAAGCACUACGAGACGAGGCUGAGCCGGGGAGUGAAGUCGUCCCUCCUGGUCUUCACUCUGGCCCAGACAGUCAUCGCCGCCAUUCUCUGUGUCCUUCUCCUCAGGCAGAGGCGCAGCUUUGUAUCGUACACUCCUCUCGGUGAAGCAGCUCCACCCACUUCAUCACUGCUCACAUCCCCCGACCUGAACUGAUCAGUUAUCCUUUGAUUGAUCAUCUGUGUCCUGAUGAUUGAAGGUCUUGAAUUUGUCUGACCCCUUACAUCUACCACUUAUUUACUCUGCUACCCGGCAUGUUUACACGAGUGUGCCAGUUCUGUCACGGCCUUUUACACAGACACAACUGUUCAACACUGGAUUCAUGGUUCAUGGACGGCAGUCUCAGUGCAGCCAUGUGUGCAGGGAGGCAUUUUUAUCCAAGACUAAAGACUUUAUUCUGGUAUUCUCCUCUAAGACACAACCGUACUUAUGUGUGGCACAUGAUGUCACAUAUGUGGAGCGUUCGGCUUUGUCCAGUCACAUCUGCUGAAUAGUUGCCCAAGGGGCCAUUGUUUGUUAGUUGCCCCUUGGGGAUAAAUAAAGCCUUCUGAUAGCAUACAGGCAGCAUAUAUAUGCCCUGAAAGAAAAAAAUGAAUCAUGGUUUUUGUACCUGAAGAAUUUCAUAGCUGAAAGAUCCUGAUUUUGUAAUCAAGA